This is a messenger RNA of Truncatella angustata, 831 nucleotides long. RefSeq names its product transcription initiation factor IID, 31kD subunit-domain-containing protein. Lineage: Eukaryota; Fungi; Ascomycota; Sordariomycetes; Amphisphaeriales; Sporocadaceae. Bases 1 to 831 code for a protein of 276 amino acids. Gene Ontology annotation, cellular component: SAGA complex; transcription factor TFIID complex. The record is from RefSeq and is a predicted model, not a curated record. The transcript has a single exon. Gene Ontology annotation, molecular function: transcription coactivator activity; protein heterodimerization activity; RNA polymerase II general transcription initiation factor activity. Gene Ontology annotation, biological process: DNA-templated transcription initiation; RNA polymerase II preinitiation complex assembly.
AUGGCAUCGACAGCUUCACAGUCGCAGCCUAACGGCGUUCCUUCCUCAUCCGCGGGUCCGUCACAGUCUCAAACACAACCGACACAGUCAUCUCUCACAGUGUCGGCCUCGCAAGCUACAGCAGCCGGUGCAGGACCAGCAGCAAACGGUCAACCAUCUCCCUCGACCUCAGCCCCGCGCCCUCGCGACUCUAGGACAAUCGAGCUACUUCUUACUAGCCAAGGCGUCACGUCCUACGACCAGCGCGUGCCCCUCCUUCUCCUUGACUUUGCCUACCGACACACAUCCUCCAUCCUCUCAGACGCGCUCCAUCUGGCCUCAGACCCAUACACAACGCAAGCCGGAUCGAAACCUUCAGCCGCAUCAGGUGUAGCCCCUUCCGCCCCAGCCAACAUCGACGCCACUGUCAGCGCAAAUGCUAUCAACAUUGCAAUUGCGAGCAGACAAGCCUAUCAGUUCCGUGGCGGCUCGGGUGCUGGCGGUGCCGGCGGCGGCGGUGCGAGCAAGGACUGGCUGCUGGAGCUCGCCAAGGAGCGGAACAAGGUUGGCCUUCCCCGAGUCAUGGCUCACGAGUGGGGAGUACGUCUGCCAAACGAGCGCUUCGUCCUCAGCGGCAUGGGAUGGGGUCUGCGCGACACUUGGACAGACGGAAGCGACGACGACGACGACGACGAUGAAGACGAGGAGGAACUGAUGGAAGAUGCCAUGGAGGGCGUCGAGCUUGUGAAGAAGGAAUCCAAUACAAAGGAGGGCGGUGAACCUGGUGGGCUCGACGAAUUGCUUGGCGAUGAUAUGGUGGAAGGUGACGAGGACAUGGAAGGGAUGGAGUAA